AUGUGGGGAGGAGGGGACAACCCGAGUUAUGACGAGGAUGGGGAUUUUGACGUAGAACAAGCCGAGGUUUUCGAGGAUGUUCACCCGGUGCUAGGUGUCGUUGUUAAGAACAGUAUUAACAUCAAUGUUAAUGUAAGUGGCAGUCCUGGAUUUGUGAAUAAUGUAAGUGUGCAGGAUAAGGAGUUAGCAGCGAAUGUAGGAAAGAGCGCAGUGGUUAUAGAAGAAGAAGUACACAAGUUGUUGAAGAAAGCGCUAGAGAACGGGAACGAAACAGGAGAGGAGUCUGGAGGUGGAGUUUACGUGGUUAUUGGAGUGGUUAUCGGAGUUUUAAUCAUCAUUAUAGUUAUCGCAGUAUUCUUGAUAUACAGGAACAGUAAGUUGUGUGCACGGAGGGAGAGGAAUGAGCUUUCAGAACCACGGUCAAAGUGGAAAGGAGUGGGAAGGAGGAUAAAGGAUGGUUUCCGUGGAGAGCUUAUGACAAAACCGUCCCAAGAGGGCAAGAGUUGUUCAAGUACAAACAUUGCGACGGUUGAGGAUGCAGGGUAUCUGGUUCCGAACAAUGUUCUAGGAAGUGAUCAGACAGAGCUUACGCAGAGCCAUGGGAGGAAAGAAAGCGGAUUAGAAGUAUCAGAUAUGAAGGGGCGAACUGGCGUAGCCAAUGCGAAUUUCAGAGAGCGCGAGGAGGCUGAUUAUGAGGAAGUACAGGUUGAGGGUGCUGGAACCGCGACACAAAGAUUCACAAGCAGUUUAGAAAAACCUACAAGUUCUGCGAAAAUUGGCAUAAAAGUUAGUUUGGAGAAUGUGAAGGUUGAAGAUCUCAUGAACCACACUUAUGUCGACACAGAGUUUGGAUCUACGGGAUUUAUUGAAAGAAGUUUAAAGGGAGCUGAAGACAUGAAAGGAGCUGUUACGGUUGAUAUGAAGACGAUUACGAAGAAAAUGAGUUUGAGACCAACAGAUGAAGGUGAAGAACUGUAUAGUAGUAGUGCUGUAGACUGGAUUGGAGAAUGUUUUGACGGUGUCAGGGAAGCAGAUGGGUUGGAUUUUACCUGUGCCUCUGAUGAUGUUUUUUCAGAACGAGAUAGUUUGGACUAUCAAGUGGCUGAUAGUAGUUUUAUUGAAAGUAUUGGAAACAGGGUGGAGAAUGCAAUUAAAGAUAUCGUUUUUGAGAAGCAAGUGGGAAUGAGUAGGGUGCAGAAUGCUCUCCAAGAUAUUGGGAACGAAAUUCGUAAUGAGAAGGAGGAGGUUUAUGACAUGUUAACGAGAGUACAAGGUUUACAAGAUUUGUGUGAGGAGACACCCAGGAGAAGUGCACGUUUAGCAAAGAAACGCCUGGAGAAGGAGAACAGACCUUAA
Molecule: messenger RNA, 1356 nt
Organism: Eurytemora carolleeae
Lineage: Eukaryota; Metazoa; Arthropoda; Copepoda; Calanoida; Temoridae
Exons: 5
Coding region: 1-1356 (451 amino acids)
Source: RefSeq, a predicted model, not a curated record